Messenger RNA from Phytomonas sp. EM1, 3405 nucleotides. Lineage: Eukaryota; Euglenozoa; Kinetoplastea; Trypanosomatida; Trypanosomatidae. The record is from the annotation of a GenBank genome assembly.
AUGAAUCAGACUGUAUUGCCAUGCACGGUUACAGGCCAUAGUGUCACUAACCCUUCGUUAGUAUCGUUGGGCUAUCAUGAGAAGUAUUUAGCAUUUACAGUAUCCCCGAACCUACUGGCGGUAACUGAAUGCGGUGGCAAGCUAGACUGCUUGAUAACUGAUUCAUCUGCGGUCUUUUGCCCGGUUGAGGAUUUCACCACGGAGGUCAUAUCCGUGGUGCGCGUCCACGAUGAAAAGGACCUGCUGUGCGUUGGGACGACGGAGCACGGGGUUUAUGUGACCUCCGUUACGUCACCCGUACUAUCCAGUGAAUCCCGCCUGCCGCUGCAGUUCACUGGUGAGCAGAUAUUUAGCGCGUGUUUUUUAUCGGUAGCUGCCUCUCUGCUUUCCGGUGCUAAAGGCUCGACGUUGCAUUCGAAAUCCGAGGACCUUUUGGUUCUUUCCUCCGCCUUUCUGAAGCACCACGACGCCUCGCCCCAUCGACUGUCGCUGUGGCACGUCCGAGAGAGGUGUCUACUCUGGCGGGGUCCGAUGGAGCCGAUGCGAGCGGUCUGUACUUUUCCGAGGACGCCCUCCUUCGCGGGUUGCUUUCACGGCGCGCUGUCGCUCUUCACGGUGCGUCGCGCGGAUGCCGGGGGGUCUGACGCGGCGGGAGGGGGGCCCUCCGCCCUCCCCAGAGACAGCCAUCCCGGCCGAAAGGGCAGCGGCGUGACGCUGUUAAACCGCGUCUGCGAUACUGUUGAGGUGUUGAAGGGGGUUGAGUACGUGCACUGCGCGGCGAGUCAUGAUGCCAAGAAGUGCUCCUUCCUCGCGCUCACCGCGACGGGUUUUUUGGUAGCGUUUGACCGCUUUACUGGCGCGAUUAUCCGAUGGAUGGAUUGCAAAAUUAGUCCCGCGAGGUCUGUGUCUUUUGCUGGGAAAGGGAAUUAUAUCCUGCUUUCCGGCGCUUUAGCUCGUUUUUUCCUAUCAUCGAACUGGGGGUUCUGUGGUAGGAUCAAGGUUGAGGGCACUGCCGCCGGUGGCCCCUUUCCAGAAGUACACUUCACCGCAGGGGUGUCCAUUGGAUCGUGUGCCGUCCUUUUUUCAAGCAAUGGCGGUCAUUCGAUUCAGCAUUUUGUUCAGUCCUCAACUGCAACAACGACUGCCAACGGCGGUGCGAUUGGCGCCAAUGUCGCCCCCCCUGUGACCGGGGAAAUGGCCACUGGCGGAGACUCGCAACAAGGGCAGAAACUGCGGUUCCACCAACGGUCCUUCUGCUGCCCUGUGGAAACCGGCGAGGUUGAGGGCGAGCAUUUAGUGCAGUGGAUUCGACCAUCACCUUCACCUUCGCCACAUGGGACCUGGUGUCUGUGGACCCGAAGGUAUCUUCGUCUGUACUCGCCGAAGAUGUUCUUGCGCAAACAAGUUGUAGUGAAUAGUUCUUGUGCUGUUUACCAUGCUGCAAGUCGCGUACUCCUGACAUAUGAGCUGGACAACGCCGAGUUGGUGGCCUAUGCUGGAGCGGAUGAGUGGCGUGUGGCUACCAGUCUUCGACAAGCGGAACCCUUGAGCAGCUUAUGCGCAUGUGACUCCACCGAUGUCUUUGCUGGGUAUUGCCUGGAUAAUCAUAGCGUUUACGCAUUCAGUAGCUCCUGGAAGUCACCCACGAAUAAUGUCUGCACGACACUUGAUUUAGUGCCGCUGUGGGUUAGACGUUUCGACGUAACAAACUGCCCUUUGAAUCGAAUUUUUUUUCUGGGAAACCAACUCUACGGCAGCACCGCCAACACAUUGGUAGAGCUUGAGGGAGGGAGACUUUAUGCUUUCGAUCAAUCGAUACUUUCAUUCUGCGUGGCGGGCACGGGGGUUUUAAUUCUUCACACGGACAGCUGCGUGUACUACGUGCCCGACAGGGGGUUCCUUAAGUCGCUUAAUUUUUUCCCCUCGUCGUCUCCGGUGUACGUCACCUAUGAGCGGACCCUUGACCUUGUGGCCAUAGCCGACUCCCAUCGUGCGUACAUCAUGCGCCUCGGCGACGCGUCGCCUUUUUGGGAAGUGAAACAUUGCUUCGGGAGCCACCCCUCUGGGGCUAGGGUCAUUGGUGCUAUCACACUCCGUGCCGAUCCCAUCCACCUCGUAUUGAGCAUAUUGGACGCCCACGGAAACUUUGCUGAGUAUGCCCUCAGAAUAGAUCAACUCACCCAUGGGCCCCGUUCUCAGACGUUGUCGACGGCGUCGCGAUUUCCUCGAAGCGGUCGUUUGUUGGACACGAAAAACAGCAAGAAUCUGGCAGCGGACAGUUCUCGAGGGUCUCGGGUUAGGGCGCUUUCCGAAGGCACUCCCACAAACCGUGAGCUAAGGGAUAGAUUUGAUGCUCUUUCAGGUUUUUUUGCGGAGCACAAAAAACAGCGUGUCGCCUCCAACCGCGCGCGCAGCCAAACAUUGAGUGCCGGGACCCCUUCAUCUACUCCACGUCAACUACGAAACGACGACCCACCCGUGCCUCCCAGCGAUGUCGGCAUUGCAGAUGAGACGGUGGUCGAGUCUCCGCAGACGGGCCCCGAUGCACCGAUCCCUGAGAGCGGUCUACCAGAGGCUGGCCAAAAGAAGCCUUUGUUCAAUCUUCAAAGUCGACGGUCACCCGAUGUUGGCUCGCUAUUGGCUAGACCUGCUGCACCGUCUAAGGAUGUUACAAUGAAAACAACACCACGGCUUUCUAAUCAAAAUGCUUCGGAGUCGGCGGUGUCGAUGUCGGCAAUAGUGGACGUUUCAGCACUUACACUGCCGUCCGACUCCUAUGAAAUGGAGGGAAACGCGACGUUUGUCAGGGGUUUGGAGCAAGCAGGUCUUGCUGAUGCUCGGCCGCAGCGAAGCCCCUCAAUCCCGUCACGAAAUACAGUUGAUGCACAGGCGAAUUUCGACGCGGCAAAUCUCAAUGCCAUCGCACCUGCCGAGGACGUGGUCAACAAUAGCUUCACAGACUUCACCAACCCAUACUCGCGUCCUGCACGUUUUGAUGCAGGUGCGCAGCUUCCGCCCAACUAUCAGAGAACACCUUCCUGUACUCUUUCUUUAUCUUCCACAGCGAGGCUUUCGGAGCACACGCGACAGUUGCGCGAAUCCCUUCAGCACCUCAAAGAUCUGCUAGACCAACCAGAUCUCCGCAUCGACGCUGAGGAUGACGUCGAGCUCAGCAGACUGCCAUCUCUUCUUAGCGCUGUUGCGAUCACACUGCAAUCAUGUCGAGAUCGGCGAUCCAAUGAUACAUCUGCGAGCAGUUCGCUUUACAUCACUGAUAAUGCGUUACUUAAGGAUUAUUCCCAGGUGCUUCUAACUCAGAUGCAGCUUAUUCAGCAGCAGAACCGACAUCUGGAGGAGCAAAACCAAAUUAUACUAGAAAAGUUGUUGGGAAAAAAUGGGAAAUAG